Messenger RNA from Chanos chanos (milkfish), 5427 nucleotides. It is a transcript of the gene fer1l6, whose product is annotated as fer-1 like family member 6. The record is from RefSeq and is a predicted model, not a curated record. Gene Ontology annotation, cellular component: membrane. NCBI's taxonomy places the organism in Eukaryota, Metazoa, Chordata, Actinopteri, Gonorynchiformes, Chanidae. Bases 1 to 5427 code for a protein of 1808 amino acids. The transcript is spliced from 41 exons. Gene Ontology annotation, biological process: plasma membrane organization.
AUGUUUGGAUUCAAGGUAAAGAAGAAGAAGAAGAAAGUCAACAAAGGUCUAGUCAUUACAAACAAAGGUGCCCUGGAUGGUGAUGAAGCAGAGACAAAUCUUGGGGAGUCUGCUGUGCUGGAAAUACCUAAUCCUGAGGAAGAAACCCGGCCUGAUCUCUUAGAGUAUUUUCAAGUUAAAGAGGUGCUCAACACCAAAAGGUCCAAACAGGUUGCCAAAAUUUUGGAGGGUGAGAGUAAACCACAGGCUUUCCAGAUUGCCAUAAACAUCACAGAAGCUCGACAGCUGGCUGGGGAGAAUAUAGACCCGAGUGUGGUGAUUGAAAUAGGAGAUGAGAAGAAACAAACCACAGUCAAAGAGGGGACCAAUGCACCCUUUUACAAUGAGUAUUUUGUGUUUGAUUUUUUUGGGCCUCAAGAAACCUUUUUUGACAAAGUAAUCAAGCUAUCAGUGAUGCACUCAAAGAUCAUGAAAAGCUAUUGCAUUGGCAACUUUAAACUGGAUGCUGGAACUGUGUACAGUCAACCAGGGCAUCAGUUCAUCAAUAAGUGGGCAACACUUAUGGACCCUGCAGACAUUAGCAAAGGAGUGAGAGGUUAUCUGAAAUGUGACAUCAGCAUAGCAGGGAAGGGUGAUGUCACCCAUCCUUCACAGAAGUUCAGUGAUGCUGAAGAACAGAUUGAGAAAAACCUGUUGCUGCCUGAAGGUUUGCCGUCUGAGCGUCCCUGGGCCUCCUUUUACGUGAAGGUGUAUCGAGCUGAGGGUUUGCCCCGAAUGAACUCCAGUAUCAUGGCCAAUGUGACCAAGGCCUUCGUCGGAGAUAACACUGCCCUUAUAGACCCAUAUGUGGUGGUGUCCUUCUUUAGCCAAAUGGGCAGGACAUCGACCCAGAAGAGCACGGCAGACCCGGUGUGGAAUGAACAAAUCGUGUUUAAGGAAAUGUUUCCUCCACUUUGCCAAAGGUUAAAGAUUCAGGUGCUGGAUGAGGGCAGCAUGAAUGAUGUGGCCAUUGGCACUCAUUACAUCGACCUGCGCAAGAUCUCCAACGACCAGGAUGGAGACAACGGUUUUCUCCCAACUUUCGGACCGGCCUGGGUCAACAUCUAUGGCUCAGCCCGAAAUUCAGCACUAGUGGAUGACAAUCAGGAGUUGAAUGAAGGUGUGGGAGAGGGCGUCGCCUACAGAGGACGGAUCUACAUCGAGCUGGUGGUGGAGAUUCUGUCAGGACCAGGGGCUGACUCCUCUCGUCCAGCCAAGGACACCAAGGGUCCCAAGGGGGGGAAAGCACCAGGGCCAGGGGGAGCUGGUGGAGCACAAGGUGGAGAGGAGGAGAAAGGAAAGGUUGUUGGGGCAGAGGUGAUGCCUGUGGACUCCCCACCAGAGGCCAGUGAACAUCAAAAGGAGAGCUUUGUACUUUUUGCCACAGUGUUUGAGGCGAACAUGAUUGACAGGAAGAUUGGUGACAAACCCAUCAACUUCGAGUUCACAAUUGGAAAUUACGGAAACUUUAUUGAUGGUAGUCUUCCCGCCAAGGGGAAGAGAGUGGAGAGGGCGUAUGAUCCUCAAGGUGGAGACAUCCACAUGUCAACACCUCUUUUGGAAUCUCAAGACAUUACAGCCUGCAAGUCGACAACACCACCUGAGAAACCCCUUAUCGUAGAUGGAAACAGGAACUUCCUCUACUUGCCCAUAUGGAGAAAGAAGCCUUGCGUUACUGUUAUAAGUCGAUGGGAAAAUCGGACCUAUCGUCUUCACCACUCCAACAUGCUGGAUACCAUCGCCCGAACGUUUGAAUGGGGUGUGGCCAAAGUGGCAGAGUUGAAUAAACUUUUAGAUCCCAAGGCGGAGCUUCUGAUGAGAGCUGUGUUCCGGGAGUUUUGUAGAAACUCAAGGGAUUUUAUAGCUUUUGCUGAGAAAAGGGUGAAAGUAAACCAUCUAACCAAACUGGACGUGAAACGUCUGACUCUGUGCACACAGGAGUUGGACAGUAUGAUUGGUGUGGUAGACACUGUAACUCAACACAGGAGGAAACCAAUGACUGUUAAAGGAAUGCUCCAGGAGGCCAAGAAACUCUCCAAAAGGUUGAGAUUCCUUGUCGAGGAGCCUCAACACACCAUUCCAGAUGUGUUCAUCUGGAUGCUCAGUAAUGGCAAACGACUGGCAUACGCUCGCAUCCCCGCGCGACAACUCCUGUUCUCAGACAGCCCGGAGAAGAUGGGCAGAGACUGUGGAAAGAUCAAAACGCUUUUCCUCAAGCCCCCUGGAAAGCGUGUAACCAACUGGUUAGUGCAGGCCAAAUUAGAUGUGUACCUGUGGCUUGGAACUAGCAUGGAAUCCUCCCACAUGCUGGACAACCUACCGUCUGGAUUUGAAUUGUGUUCAUCCGCUGAAGUGCAAAGCCCUUUUCCUGAUUCCUUGAUUUACAGAGAGCGACACCAGUUCCAACUGCGGGCUCAUAUGUACCAGGCCCGUGGUCUGAUUGCGGCCGACUCCUCAGGGCUUUCAGACCCAUUUGCCAGGGUGUCCUUCCUGUCCAACAGCCAGAACACAUCGAUUAUUAACCAGACGCUGACUCCGACCUGGAACCAGACUCUGUUGGUGAAUGAGGUGACUCUACAUGGAGAUGUGAAAGAGCAUGCCCUCGAGCCCCCGUGCAUCAUUAUUGAAGUCUAUGACGAUGACGCUCUGGGCAAGGCAGAGUACCUGGGCUCGACGGUGACCAUGCCGACAGUCAGACUGGCAGAUGAGCCUUAUAUACCUCCACAGCUGCAGUACAGCCCAAUCUACUGUGGCAGCCAAUCAGGAGGAGACCUCCUUGGUGCUUUUGAGCUCAUUCAGAUCCCAGAGGAUGGAGAGGGAUCUCUUCCUGAAUUAGAAGAACCAAAAGGAGUGAUCCACCCCGUACCCUCAUACAUCAGACCUGUCCUCCGAAAAUACAGAGUGGAGGUACUGUUCUGGGGUCUUCGGGAGCUGAAGAAAGUGCAGCUGUUAUCGGUGGACAGACCUCAGGCAUUUAUUGAGUGUGCUGGAAAUGGCAUCACCUCUUCCGUCAUACAGAGCUACAAAAGAAACCCGAAUUUCUCUGUGCUCGUGGAUGCUUUUGAAGUGGAACUUCCACAGGACGAACACCUACACCCCCCUCUCUCCAUCACUGUGGUGGACUGGCGUGCAUUUGGUCGCAGCACGCUUGUGGGCACCCAUGUCAUCAACAACCUAGUCCCAUUUAAAUACACACCUCCCCCUGUCACUAUACCCAGAGCAGAUAAACCCUCUACCUCACAAGCUACGGUUGUGCCAUCCAUAGAGAGUGCUGAUCCUGUUUACAUCAACAUAGAACAGGAAGAACCUCUUAGACUGCCCACCACUACAACAGAAGAGCAAGUGAACAAGGACAAAUCGAAAAGGAGCAUCCGAAGGUCCACUAAAAGGAGGAGGCGCACCAUAGCGGACGAAUCAGCUGAGAACGUCAUUGACUGGUGGUCGAAGUACUACGCCUCUGUGCAGAAGGCCCAGACGUCAAAGCAAAAGGAGGUCUGUAUGUUUCCAGACAUUUUUGAGGCUGUGUCUCCGCUUCAGAAUGUGCUCUCAGAUGGAGUACAGAGUUUGGCCACUGGGAUGCAGGGUCACUUUGGCGACAGAAGGAAAACUCAGAAGAAAGUCCAAAAUGCACUGGACGUACCCAGACUGGCAACCUUACAGAUCUAUGAUAAGGAGCUAGAGGCUGAGUUGGGUCCUUUUGAUGACUGCCUGAAAACCUUUGAGCUGUACCGUGGCAAAGCCAACGAGGACGAGGGCUCCAGCGACGAUAGGUUUGUCGGGAAGUUUAAGGGCCAGUUCUGUCUGUACAAAAUUGAAGAUGAUAAUGGGGAAGUGGUUGAGGACUCAGGGCAGUAUAUAAUCAGCCAGGGGAUUCCCCAAAACACCGCUGUGGAUGUUCUGAUCCGUGUAUACAUUGUCUCUGCAUCAAACCUUCAUCCUGCCGACCCAGACGGGAAAGCAGAUCCCUACAUUGUUCUAAGGCUCGGGAAAACUGAAAUCAAAGACAGAGACAACUACAUCCCCAAACAGCUGAACCCUGUUUUUGGCAGAUCCUUUGAGAUCCAGGCCUCGUUUCCCAAGGAGUCUCUGCUGACUGUUCUGAUCUACGACUACGAUAUGGUGGGCGGCGAUGAUUUGAUUGGAGAGACACGGAUCGAUUUGGAGGAUCGUUUUUACAGUCGCCAUCGCCCCACCUGUGGCCUGCCCACCGAAUACGCCACUGAAGGAUACAACGCCUGGAGAGAUGCCCUGAAACCCACUGAGCUCCUGACCAAACUCUGCAAGGACAACAACCUGGACAGCCCACGCUACACACCAGGGAAAAUUACUAUAGGAGACAAAGUCUUCACCGGGAAAACUGUAUUUGUGGAUGAGGAGCAAGUGAUAGAGACUCACGAACACCUGGCCCUGAAGGUGCUCCACCGGUGGGCAGACAUGCCUGGGGUGGGCUGCAAGCUGGUCCCUGAACACAUUGAGACCCGCACUCUCUACGUGAAAGAAAAACCCGGGAUGGACCAGGGUCAGCUGCAAAUGUGGGUGGACAUGUUUCCCAUGGACAUGCCUCCUCCGGGGCCCUCAGUGGACAUCUCACCCCGCAAACCCAAAGGGUAUGAACUGAGAAUCGUCAUCUGGAACACGGCGGAUGUCAUACUAGAGGACACUAACUUCAUCACAGGCCAGCAGUCUAGUGACAUCUAUGUUAAAGGGUGGUUGAAGGGUCUUGAGGAUGAUGGUCAAGAAACAGAUGUUCAUUAUAACUCUUUAACUGGAGAGGGUAACUUCAACUGGCGUUUAGUGUUCCCAUUCAAUUACCUACCCGCUGAGAAAGUGGUGGUUAUUAGCAAACGAGAAAACAUAUUCUCAUUGGACAAGACAGAGCAGAAACUUCCUGCUGUGUUAGUGAUGCAAGUCUGGGAUUUUGAAAGACUGUCAUCUGAUGACUUCUUGGGCUCAGUGGAGUUGGACCUACACAGGUUUCCAAAGGGUGCCAAAACAGCCAAAGCCUGUAAGCUGGAGAUGUUCAAUGACUUCAGCGAAAACAUGUCAAUCUUCCAGCAAAAACGAGCCAAAGGCUGGUGGCCAUUUACCAAGGGCGGAGAACUAACAGGGAAGGUUGAAGCAGAGUUUCACCUUGUGACCGCAGAGGAGGCAGAGAAGAACCCAGUAGGCCGUGCCCGCAAGGAACCAGAGCCACUCGAAAAGCCCAAUCGUCCCAACACCUCCUUCUCCUGGUUUACAAACCCCCUUAAGUGCUUUAUACACCUCAUCUGGAAAAACUACAAGAAAUACAUUAUAAUUGCCCUGCUAGUGUUGAUAUUGGCCCUGUUUAUUGCCCUGCUCUUCUACACCUUGCCUGGGGCGAUUACACAGAGAAUUGUCAACGGCUGA